GCGGCAGUACUCCUCGAGAAGCAAGCGGGCAGUUGGAGCCUUGGAGGGGAUGGAACGCUUCCGGUUCAGGUCACCUCCCCUCUCGCUCAAGCUGGCCUUCGCCGCCGUCUCCUUCGCCGCCGUCUCCUGCUCCUCCUCCUCCCCCCUCCCUUCCUCGGACGCCUCCUCCUCUCCGCGGCCGUCUCCCCGGGCCGUAGCCGCCGACCUCCUCGCCGUCCUCGCCGGCCCGCGCGCCGCGGCGCGGGUGCCGGCCGGCGAGGCCUCUCGCCUGAACUCCUGCCUCCGGUUCCUCUCCCCGGUAAAUCCUGCCGCCACAUCUGCGGCAUACCCAUGGAGGGGCUCCCGAAAGGUCCUACUGGAAGGCUGCGAUGCUGCCGAGGCGGAUGCGAUGGUGAUGUGGCCGCCGGCGCCGGUCUUGGAGCUGGCGCGCAUCGCCGUCGACUCCGGAGGCGACCCCGGGGCCAUCCACCGCUUGCUCGACCCCACCAUCCUUCCGGUGCCUGAUGUCGAGGGAACGAAGAAGAGCAAAUGCCACCUCACAAGAACACCGUAUGGAAGACGCUUUGCUGACGAGGACAUCAAUUCAUACUUUGCAUUUUUGUUUGAAUUGAUUGCUGCGCGAGGACCAUCAGUUGGAUUAAAUGUAUCGCUGAAUCGGUAUGAUUUGUUCCAUGGGCAUCUUUUCCUGGCAUCUGGUACAGGAAGACUUGGGAUUCUAUUCCAUGCGAAAGAAUAUCCAGCAUUCGACAAGAAAUCAUUCCCUUACAAUUUGGGAUAUUGCCAGGCUGAAUCUGAUGUACCGUAUGAUGAUUCCAUGAAUUUACGUAAUAUCCUUUGGUUAGCUCCAUUGCCGUCCAGCGAGACGAAAGCUUGGGCAGCACCAGGAGUGUUAGUCGUCUUGGAUGCACAUCCAGAUGGAAUUAUUUAUCAAGAUCUGAUACGCGACUAUGUUCAGAUUGUGCGAACAAUAUACGAAGAUGAUUUUGGAAAGCAUGCCGUUGAUGUCAACUAUCUGAAUGUUGCCAACGCAGCAGCUCCAGCGGAUAGAAUUUUCAUUUGCUGACAUGUUUUCUCCACCGUGUGGUCAAACACCAGUACCAAUUCUUACAGGAUGUAAUCAAGGUCUGCAGUGAUUUGCGAGCAAGUCUCCUGUAUAGUUCCAAGUGUUUAUUUCUGAGACGGUUUCAGAUGUUUAUUUGAUUGAGGGCGUGUUUGGGACCGCUCUGUUCCAUCAAAA
Hordeum vulgare subsp. vulgare (domesticated barley) is the source of this 1237-nucleotide messenger RNA. RefSeq lists its product as uncharacterized. Bases 50 to 1063 code for a protein of 337 amino acids. NCBI's taxonomy places the organism in Eukaryota, Viridiplantae, Streptophyta, Magnoliopsida, Poales, Poaceae. The record is from RefSeq and is a predicted model, not a curated record. The transcript has 7 exons.